Mercurialis annua (annual mercury) is the source of this 2253-nucleotide messenger RNA. RefSeq names its product transcriptional adapter ADA2. Gene Ontology annotation, molecular function: chromatin binding; zinc ion binding; transcription coactivator activity. Gene Ontology annotation, cellular component: nucleus. NCBI's taxonomy places the organism in Eukaryota, Viridiplantae, Streptophyta, Magnoliopsida, Malpighiales, Euphorbiaceae. The coding region runs from base 713 to 2092 and encodes 459 amino acids. Gene Ontology annotation, biological process: chromatin remodeling; regulation of transcription by RNA polymerase II. The record is from RefSeq and is a predicted model, not a curated record. The transcript has 14 exons.
GAAGGUCUCAAUUUGAGACGAGGGAGAGUCAGGACCCGACCCAACAUUUUGAAGGCAAAAGAGCCCGUUUUCUUUUUCUCUUCAGUUAUUUAUUUUCUGGGAAAACAAACAGAUUGAUUCAGCUUCCCACUAGCAGAUAAAAAAAUGACAGCCAGUUAUUGUUAUUCCCAGAAGAAGUAACUAACAAAAUUAAUUGAAUUUUUGGAAGCUCGUCGAUCCAUCAAUAAUUGCUGAAUUUUUCAAAUUCUCGUUGUUAUUUUUGAGCUAAAUUAUACUUCAUAUAAAAAAUGGGUCGUUCCCGUGGAAAGUUUCACUCUGCCGAUGACGACCCAACCCAGAGAUCAAGGAGAAAGAAAAAUGCUGCUACCGGAGAAAAUUUAGAAUCUUCAUCAGCAGUGAUCCUAAACUUCGGCCCGGGGAGAGUAAAUCCUGUCACCAAAAAGAGUUUAGCUAGCUGCUUGAUUCUGAGGCUGUACGUAUUGCGAAAUUGCUUAGUCUUAUGUUAGUUUGAUAUUUGGAAAUGUUGCUAACUUGAGGUCAAGGAACAAGUGAUGGGAAAAAAGCUUUGUACCAUUGUAAUUAUUGCAAUAAAGAUAUAACUGGUAAGAUACGUAUCAAGUGCGCAAUUUGCCCUGAUUUUGAUCUAUGUAUAGAGUGCUUUUCUGUUGGAGCAGAAGUUUCACCUCACAAAAGCAAUCAUCCUUACAAGGUUAUGGAUAAUUUGUCUUUCCCUCUAAUUUGCCCCGAUUGGCAUGCAGAUGAUGAGACACUACUAUUAGAGGGAAUUGAAAUGUAUGGACUAGGAAAUUGGACAGAGGUUGCUGAGCAUGUGGGAACAAAGAGCAAAGAAAUGUGCAUCGAACACUAUACAAAUGUUUAUAUGAGUUCCCCAUAUUUUCCUCUUCCAGAUAUGUCUCAUGUGGUAGGAAAAAAUAGAAAGGAGCUUCUUGCCAUGGCUAAAGGACACGAGGACAAAAAAGUAGGGUCCUCUAUGCUUGGCGAGCAUACUUUGAAAGAGGAGUCACCAUUUUCUCCUUCCAGAGUCAAAGUUGAAGAAAUGCAUAAAGGGCCACACCUUGGACGGUUACUGUCCCCAUUAAAUACAGAAGCCGAAUCUGGAAUCCGUACUAAUAGCAUAAAUGCAGCAGCAAAAUCUGCUAAUAAGAAGGCAUCAAAGAUAGCCCGCAUUAAAGAUAGCCCCAGUGUUGUUAAAGUUGAAGAUCCUCAAACAGAUAGGACUUUUAAAGGGAAAAAACCAAAUCCUGCUGGGAAAGAUGGAUCUUUAGUAGAGUCGAGUGGCUACAAUGCCAAAAGGCAAGAAUUCGACCCUGAAUAUGACAAUGACGCCGAGCAGUUGCUGGCUGAGAUGGAAUUUAAAGACACUGACACAGAAGAUGAGCGUGAGCUGAAGCUGCGAGUGCUCCGUAUCUAUGCAAAGAGGCUUGAUGAGAGAAAGCGCAGAAAGGAUUUUAUAUUGGAAAGAGAUUUGUUAUAUCCAAAUCCUUUUGAGAAGGACUUAUCUCCUGAUGAGAAAGCACUAUGUCGGCAAUAUGAUGUCUUCAUGCGUUUUCAUUCUAAGGAAGAGCAUGAUGAUUUACUUCAGACCGUUAUAUCAGAACACAGAACUCUGACAAGAAUUCAAGAACUCAAGGAAGCCCGAGGCGCUGGUUGUCGUACAUCUGCUGAAGCAGAUAGAUAUCUUGAAGAGAAACGAAAGAGGGAAGCUGAAGAAAGUUGCGAGAGAGCAAAAGAAAGUGGGCCAAGUAACCAGGGAGGUCCAAAUGUUUAUAUGGGAUCAGAGUCAUUUAGCAAGGAUUCAAAUUCAAGAAUGGGUGGACAGAGCUACGUUAAUGAUUUUGACAGAUUGGGAUUUCACGAGUCUCAGUUACUCUCUGAAGCUGAGAAACGACUGUGCCAUGAGAUUAAGCUGCCAGCACCUGUGUAUCUGAAGAUGCAGGAGGUGAUGACGAAAGAAAUAUUUAGCGGAAAUAUCAGUAAGAAAUCUGAUGCUCAUCCCUUAUUCAAGCUUGAUACCACCAAAGUUGAUAGAGUUUAUGAUGUACUUGUGAAGAAGGGGAUUGCUCAGCCCUGAUGCUACUGCAUUUUAGUUGUAAAUUCUUAAUGAAAAUGAAAAUCUACUUGCUCCCUACUUAUUAUGUAGCUUUAUCCCCUUGCAUGUAUUUUAAGUUUGAACUCUCAAUUUUUGAAAGAAAAAUUUUUUUUAUUGAGAAUAACAAUUUUUUUUAGUAUUAA